Messenger RNA from Seminavis robusta, 985 nucleotides. The record is from the annotation of a GenBank genome assembly. Lineage: Eukaryota; Bacillariophyta; Bacillariophyceae; Naviculales; Naviculaceae.
CUGGCAGCGGGUGUUUCUUUGUUGGACCUCCGAACUCCAUUCUCACUUUUCCAUUGUUGUGCUACAUUUUACGCUGUUGCCUACCACCAGAUUUGAAAACAUCUGGCACCAUGAUGACUGAACUUAUCUGUGUUGGCAGCAACGAUGGGCAAGGGCUGAACGAAAGCGUGGGUAUCUUGAAGACAGCUAACGCACGUAAAGAUGGACUGGAAGCUACAUCCAUCAACAUGUUGUCAAAGGUGGAUGAUCAGAGUGUCGUGACCGCUCCUACCGUGGUCUCAUCGUAUGAUGAUGACUACGAGGACGGAUGUGAUACCAGUGAAACCGACAGUUGCUGCUUCCAUGUCUCUUCCGACUCUAGUUGCUCAGUGGGCUUUCAUUGCGUCUCGUUCGACUUGGUUCCUCAAAUUCGCGAGGUUCCCAACCGAUUCUCAUAUACCGGAGACGAAAUGGAGGCAACCUGGUACGGCCGAAGGGAGAAAGAUGUCAUGCGGGAAGCUGCCUUUGGGAUUGCAGAAUCACUGGACUACUACUACUUUCUAAAUGAAUUUGGACAACCGGUAUCCACCAAGUUUCGGGGACUCGAGUCGUACACUGUGGAAGGAUCCAAGCAACGCAAAUUGAACCGAGUAAAGAACUUGGUGUCUGUGUUACGAGAACAACGACGACAAAGGUCUUGUGGAGAGGUUGUUACCAACGGACCCGUGCUGCUGGAAGCUGCUUGCCGCUCUGUGUCUUCCCAAUGCGAAAAACAAGCCUACGUGCAAGGGAUUAUGGACGAAAAGGAUGCACUGGGAACGGAUAGAAAGCCCGAAGCGAACGACGAGAGUCCCAGUGUGCUGUUGCAUUUCACCAAGCUCUUGAGGGAUUUGGGGCAAUCGAGUGAGCACAGCUAACUAUUGGAGCUUGCUGGGUGGGGGUCUUCGUUCCUUGAUGCUUCCAUACACAUAAAGCAUAGCUGCUACUUAGCUUGUUCUUGUUGUCG